Brachypodium distachyon (stiff brome) is the source of this 1753-nucleotide messenger RNA. Its product is annotated as RNA-binding KH domain-containing protein PEPPER. Gene Ontology annotation, biological process: regulation of gene expression. Gene Ontology annotation, cellular component: cytoplasm; nucleus. The transcript is spliced from 6 exons. Gene Ontology annotation, molecular function: mRNA binding. The coding region runs from base 74 to 1486 and encodes 470 amino acids. The record is from RefSeq and is a predicted model, not a curated record. NCBI's taxonomy places the organism in Eukaryota, Viridiplantae, Streptophyta, Magnoliopsida, Poales, Poaceae.
UAGAAAUGUUUUGCACAUCUCACUCACAAGCCACUCCACUCGACUCUCGUCCCCUUCCAAAAACCCUCGCCCAAUGGCGACCGCGGCGCCGGAGGAGCUCGCCCACCACGGAGCCGAGGAGGAGGAAGAAGAGGAGGACCCGGAGGAGGUGGAGCCGUGGCUCGGGAGCUCCGACUCGGAGCCGGAGGAGCACCCGCCGGCGCUCGAGCCGUGGGUCCCAUCCCCCGAGACAGAGCCGGAGCAGCAUCCGCCGGUGCCUGCACCGACGAAUUCGGCGUCCACGGAGGAAGAGGGGGAGUUCAGGCCGCGGUGGCCUGGGUUUCCCGGCGCGAGCGUGUUCCGGCUGGUCGUGGCGGGGGACAAGGUGGGCGGCCUCAUAGGGCGCCGGGGCGAGACCAUCAGGCGCCUCUGCGAGGAGACCCGCGCCCGCGUCCGCGUCCUCGACCCCGCGGACGGCGUCGCCGGCCAGCAGAUCGUUUUGAUAUCUGCAACAGAAGAAACACAAGCAGAGCUGGCACCUGCAAUGGAUGCUGCAAUUAAGAUAUUCAAACAUGUAAAUGAGAUAGAAGGGAUCAAUGCCAGUGUCACAUUUUCCGCUUCUGCACCAGAGAUUUGUUCUGCUAGAUUAUUGGUUCCUAAAGAACAAGCUGCACACUUAAUUGGCAAGCAAGGAAUCAUGAUCAAGUCAAUUCAAGAAACUACUGGUAGCACCAUAAGGAUUAUAGAUAAAGACGACCUUUUGAAUUAUCGGAUGGUGGAUGAAAGAAUUGUGGAGAUACUUGGUGCUUCCCUCAAGGCCCUCAAUGCCCUAAAAUCAGUGCUUGGACUUCUCCGGAAGUUCUUGGUUGAUCAUAGUGUACUUCAUCUAUUUGAAAGAAAGAACCAAGCCAUAGCUCAUGCACAGGAUAUUUCUAAAGAAAAUCAGGUUUCCAAUGAUUAUGCUCUUCCAGUGAGCCGGGACCUUUUGCUAUCUGACGGUCAAAGUCCACUUAGCCCGAAAGGCAACAGAUACCUGUCGUAUGGACGAGACCCAUCUGUUUGUGACCCAUAUUCAUCACAGAUCAGACAUCCAACUGAGUCCUUAAUAAAAAAGAUUACACAGACAAUGAAGAUCCCAUUGCCACAAGCUGAUGAGAUAAUUGGUGUAGGGGGGCGAAACAUUGCACAUAUACGUUCUGUUAGUGGAGCAAUUGUUGUUCUUGAGGAAACUGGAGAUUAUCUGAAUGAGGUUCUUGUUACUAUCCAAGGGAGUUCUUCACAAGUUCAUACUGCGCAUCAACUUGUACAGGUUAUUCUAUUGGGCGACAGAGAAGCUCCACCAACCAGGAGCAGCUAUAAUAACGACCUUGACACCGGCAUUCCAGGGCGGCUCUUCGCUCCAGAUGGUGUUCCAGCAAGUCAAGACCACCCAUUGUUGCACCACGAAUACCGACCAUCCAGCGAUGGCUGGGGACACUCUGCUUACCGUGGAUACAGGCUGGUAUAGUCGAGCAAGUCCUAGCGACCAGGCACACCCAGCGUCAUCGUCGCGCCCAAGGAUCGAUCAACCAACACCUGGAUCGCGAAAUGUGGAACUCUUUACUCGCUAGAAACGUGUCUGUGUCUGUCUGACGAGGGAAGGACAGAUGAAGCAGCCGUGAGCUAAUUCUGAUGUGUGGCACCUUUUUUGUGUGUGGCAUCAAUCACAAUCGUUGUGGCACCUAAUUCUGAUGUCCGAAGAAACUCGCUUGUGAUGGAUUGCCAAUGUUUCACU